AUUGCGUGCAAACGGAGGAAGAUGCUGUUGUUUUUCCUUGGGAAAAAAGUCGAGGAACAAUGUUUGGAAAGACAUUUUUUCCACAGCGCUUUAUAUCAACUUCAAGCGCAAACCCACGAUAUAAUAUAGGACAUGGAUCCCUUUGAGACAACUAAACAAUAUUUUAGCGGCCUGAGGCUUGUUUGACGCUCAUUUGGGAAAUCUCAGAGCGGCAGAGAUUGCGAGGCGGAAGACGGGAAUUGCGAAAGGACGGACCAAGCAAUGGCUCCGAGUUUCUUCGGAUUUAUUUUAUGCCAUCGUUGCAAGGAGUUUUCCUUUGUUUUGGAUCAACAUAAAAGCGGGCACAUGUUUUAAACCCCACAUUUGUUCCUCUGCGUAAUUAAUGCCAUAUUUUGGACUAAUAAUUCGCCCUCAAGAAAUUCAAAAUGGCGGCGGGCUGGCCCAUCCCCCAGGCCCUGCUUCUUCUAAUAGUGAAUGUCGUGGGUCUGGACACUUGCCCGUCUCCUUGUGUGUGCUCCAGCGGUCCAGGUGCACCUCAGCUGCUGGACUGUAGUAGAAAAAGACUGACCAGUGGACUUUUGGAUGCUCCAGCAUGGAUCACGCAUGCGUCAAUGAAUCAAAAUGAAUUUACAGCUGUGCCUUUCUUCGGAGAUGCCUCAUCCAACAUCACUGUUCUAUCACUUGUUCAGAACCGAAUCUCGGAGGUUUUGGCGGAGCAGCUGUUGCCAUAUUCAUCUCUAGAAAGUCUGGACUUGAGCUCUAACUCUAUAACUGAGCUAAAAGCCGGAUCCUUCCCUCCCAUGCAGCUGAAAUAUCUCAACCUGAGCAAAAACAAGAUAAGUUCUCUGGAGCCCGGCUGUUUUGGAAACCUCAGCUCUCUGCUGGUGUUGAAGAUCAACCAGAACAGACUCUCUGUGCUUCCUGAUAAAGUCUUCACCCUCUCUCAGCUCCAAGUCUUGGAGUUGAGGCGCAACAGGAUCCGUGUGGUUGAAAGCCUCAUUUUUAAAGAACUGAAGGCUCUUAAGUCACUGAAGAUGCAGCGGAACGGCAUCACUAAGAUGAUGGAUGGUGCUCUGUUUGGUCUGGACAACAUGGAGGAGCUGGAGUUGGAGUAUAAUAAUCUAACAGAACUGAAUAAGGGCUGGCUGUAUGGACUGCACAUGCUCCGGGUUUUGCGGGUCAAUCAGAACAACAUCGGACUCAUCCGAGCUGACGCCUGGGAGUUUUGCCACCGCUUGGAAGAGCUCGAUUUGUCCUUUAACCAUCUGAGUCGUCUGGAGGAUUGGGUGUUUACGGGUCUCAGUCUCAUGCAAAGUCUUAACCUGGGUGACAAUCAGAUCACACAUCUGGGAGUAGGAGUGUUCAGCAGCCUGGCUAAUGUCCGCGCAUUAGACAUCCGUAAUAAUGAGAUAUCUCUUGCCAUCGAGGACUCCAUUGCCAUGUUUGGCAGUUUGAAGAGGCUGAACUCGCUGGUUUUGCAGAAUAAUAAGAUCAGGACCAUCACUAAAAGAGCGUUUGAGGGCCCGAUGGAACUGGAACAUUUGGACCUGAGCAAAAAUGGGAUUAUUUCCAUUCAUCCGGAUGCGUUCUCACAUUUAAAACUCAAAACGCUUGAUUUGAACACCAGCAGUCUCCUGUGUGACUGUCAGCUGCAGUGGUUGAGCAAGUGGUUAAUUAACCGUUUCCAGCAAUCCUGCAUGGUUGUUUGCGCUCAUCCCGCCUCACUGGCAGGUUCUAGUGUGAUUAUGAUUAAACCGGAGGAGUUCGUCUGCAAUGACUUCCCCAAACCUCAGAUCAACGCUCACCCCAAAACCACUGUAGCCUUGCGAGGGACCAACAUCACGUUAAAUUGUUCUGCGCUCAGCAGCAGCGAUUCUCCUAUGAGCACCGCCUGGCGUAAAGACGGAGAGGUGCUGCAUGACGCUCAGGUGCAGAACUACGCCCGGUACCAGGACCAGCGCCUGCUGUACACCACUUUACUACAUCUGCUUAAUGUCAACUUCACUGAUGAAGGCCAGUAUCAGUGUGUGGUCUCCAACCAGUUUGGCUCCAACUACUCAACUCUGGCCAAGCUCACUGUCAAUGAGCUCCCUACCUUUCUGAAGACACCCAUGGACCUAACCAUCCGCACCGGUACGGUUGCUAGGUUGGAGUGUGCUGCAGAGGGACACCCGACGCCCCAGAUCGCCUGGCAAAAAGACGGGGGUAUUAAUUUCCCCGCUGCCCGCGAAAGAAGGAUGCAUGUCAUGCCAGACGAUGACACGUUUUUCAUCGCCAACGUGAAGAGUGAAGAUAUGGGCGUGUACAGCUGUACGGCUAAAAACGAGGCUGGCAGCCUGUCGGCCAAUGCCACUCUUACAGUGUUGGAAACACCAUCCUUUCAGCGCCCUCUAGAGGAUCGUACUGUCGCACGAGGCGAGACUGCCGUCCUCCAGUGCAUAGCUCGCGGUAGCCCCGCCCCACGCCUUAACUGGACCAAAGACGACGCCCUGUUGGUGCUGACGGAACGCCACUUCUUUGCAGCGGCCAAUCAGCUUCUCAUUAUUGUAGACACCGGACCGGCCGACGCCGGGAAAUACACGUGCAUUAUGUCCAACACGCUCGGCACUGAACGCGGCCACAUCUACCUUGCCGUCUCCCCCUCGGCCAACUGCGACCCGGUGGCCAGCGUGUACGGGCAGGACGGCUGGACGACAGUGGGCAUCGUUGUUAUGGUGGUUGUUUGCUGUGUGGUGGGCACCUCGCUCGUGUGGGUCAUAGUCAUCUACCACAUGAGACGCAAGAGCGAGGAUUACAGCAUAACUAAUACAGAUGAGCUGAACCUGCCAGCAGACAUUCCCAGUUACCUGUCCUCUCAGGGUACACUGUCUGAGCCUCAGGAGGGAUACAGCAAUUCUGAGAACGGAAGCCACCAGCAACUCAUGCCAUCUCAUGCCAACGGAUACGUCCACAAAGGCACAGAGGAAGUGUGUUAUGGCGAAGCAGGCAGCGAUGUGGAUCCGGAAGCCAAUGGAAUGUUGGGUAAUCGCAUGGGUUCGUUCUUCGCCGGCCGUAGCAGCUUCCACAGAAGCGAACCCAGAGAGGGACUGGCAAAUGUACCCAAUGGUGGAACGGGUCCUCUGGUCAUCUGCUCGGACUGCUAUGACAACGCCAACAUCUACUCUCGCACCCGAGAGUACUGCCCGUACGCUUACCUGGCCGAGGAUGAACCGCUGGUGACUCAGAUCCCUCGAGACGGACAUGUGAACGGCCUUCAAGAACAGGAUCGACACACCGAACACACAGACGCACCGCUGGAUGAUUUAAUAAGUCAGCAGAACACUUCAGGGUUCCUCACCAAUCACGAACCGAGACUGCAGGCUUCACAACAGUAUAGCGCUGAUGUGCCAGGCAGGUCUUUUUGGGAUGGCGAAGAACCCCACUCCUCCAUCCUCACCCAGGGCUCAGUGACUGUACACGAUCCCCCGAUGGCUCUCUCUGCCGGAGACGACCGGGAGGACAGGAGGGGGGCAUUGGAGGAAGACUCAUACAGGACUAAGCCACAGGAAAACACCUCUGCGCCCACAUAAACACAGCCAGCCCCGCCGUCGACUUCCAGUGCCCUCGGCCCACUACCUCCACUGAGAAGCCUCAUUGUCUGCCAAAUAAAACUCCUCAAUCCUAGUGGUUUACACUGCCUCUCAUGCCCCCCACCUUACCAUGUUCGUUUGUAGCCCACUGGGAUUAUUGCGUUUUGAGGAGAACUCUCCAAAACAAGAAGCAGAAUUAUUGCUUUUCCCAUUUUCUCUACAACUAGUUCGAGCCGUGACUCUGAAUGUAACAUUUCCAAGAGCUCCAGUAGCUCUGCUGUAAGUCGUGAUGUACGAGUUGGCCGUGGUACAUUGUCCCCGCCUACUUCAAAGCAUUGAGCCUUUUGCAUAUGCCAAAGCUUGACCCGUAACUUCCUUCGCAGAGUCGAAUGAAUAUUGACUGUGAAAAUAGUGAUGCUAUAUUGGUAAGAACCAGACAACCUGCCCGAAACAGGGCAGUGAUGUUCUCUGAGUGACGUCAGAGGGUGUUACCUAUUUCUCCGUUUGGUACAGGAAACGGUACCGACUGAUGACCAUUAUUGUGCUAACGGAGUUGACCGCUCUGUUGGUUAUUACUGUUAUUGUAUGUCGAUGUUGCUGUUUUUUGUCAUGCAUUUUAUGUGUUAUGUGUUUUAUGCAUUUUAUUUAAUGCUUUUCGCAAUUUCAAAAGUAUUCCAGAUGAUUCCUUUCCUCUUUUUUUAGUCUGGCACUAUAUUAGAUCGUCAGAAAGACAAGCUAUAUUGCACAUUUGACAAUCUGCCCAGGACAGCCUUAUAUGAACUGUAAUAUGCCAAGUUGUUUUAAUUCUUCCACCGUUAAGAUAGCUUCUUGUUGUAUUUUUUUGUCCUUAAUGGACAAAUGUUAGAAGGGUUAUCAUUGUAACGUGUCUAACCUUGCUAUGUGUGGUUUAGUGAAACAGAAUUGCAGUCAGACGUGGCACUGUUGGCUCGGGAUUGAUGAUUUUUUCGUUUGGUGGUGCUGUCGGCCCAGAAAUUCACACUCGACCUUACAGUGUGUCUGUAGGCUGUUAAACGUAUGUAUUACUACAUACACAUGACUACAGAUCAGACUAAAUCCUCAGCUGUCCAAUAUAUGCUGGAUACUCGCCUAAAUUCAUUUUGAAUUCUUGGCAAAAUGUAAAAUUCCGAAAACCUUUUCAGUUGUGACUGUAUUAGGCAUUAUUAUUUUGUACUGUAUUGGCCUUAAAGCGAAGCUGGACUUUGACCUUCUUGUCAUUAAGCAUUAUCUUAUGAGGGGUGUCAAGGUCAACUCCUUUACUGUCUUGUUCCCUCAGUGUCUUCAAGAAAAUGGUUUCAGCCUGAAUUUCACAGGCAAUGCCACGUUUAAUGGUCUAGAACAAAUUGAAGCGAGCUUAAGAUAAGCUAGAUAAGGUAAUUGAGUUAGAGAUCCAAUGGCGUGUUUAAUAACCACAGGGCUUAUAUCUCAGUAGAGAUUUUCAUGGGAAAAUGCAUUUAUGAAUUAAUUUACUACUAUACAUCAUCACUUAAUUGGACGUUUUUGUUCUUUUAAACGGCCGCCAGUACCAUGCACUGGAUUGUGGGAUAUCAAUGGCAGCAAAGGACACACUCGGAGAAUGCUGGGUUGUUUUAACUCAUGGUUGUGUGAAAUACAGACACUUUCUAGGUUUAUUUCAACCAGUGGUUGGGUUUGUCCAAAUUUUACCCAGCGUUUUUUAGAGUGCUGGAUGUUUCGCAAACAUUUCAUGCUUGGUUAUUACUAAGGCCUUGAUGCUUUUUAACCUUUAUAUACCAUCUGAGGGUUUUAGAUUGUGGACGUUAAACUAAGCCAGUUCACGUUAUUGCUUGUUGGCCCCGCAUCAUCGAUCGCUGCUUCAACGUCUGAAUUAUCCUUUAUUCAUAAUGCACUUAUUGAACCUGCAAAAGCUGAAUUUUGUUAAUACUGCAGAUAACUGUCCACUGUUCUCAUGUUUUAAAGAAAAUGUUUCUUCUCCAGUUACUUUCAAACAUUCUCCAGCUGUGAUAAAGACCCAUGCAUUUGCAUAUUUCGUUCGUUGCGUUUUGGACAUUUUCUUGCCUCUCAGUUAUACAGUUAUAAUAAUCUAGACCUUAAAGGGAUACUUCACCCAAAAGCGAAAAUUCUGUCAUCGUUUACUCACACUCACCUUAUUUCAUACCUGUAUAAAUUACUUUGUUCUGAUGAACACAGAGAAAGAUAUUUGAAAGAAUGUUAGCAAUUUUCUGUUCUGGAACAUCAUUGACUACCAUAGUAAGAAAAGUUAAAUGGUAGUCAAAGGUGCCCAAAAACUUUUGUUUUCCUAAAUCCUUCAAAAUAUCUCCUUUUGUGUUAAAUGGAACAAAAAAUAAUCAAAAUAUUUUUUUUCUACUGAUGAUGUCACAGAACUUAAAAUUGCUAACAUUCUUCCAAAUAUCUUUCUUUGUGUUCAACAGAACAAAGAAAUGUAUACAGAUUUCAAACAACCUGAGGGUGAGUAAAUGAGGACAGAAUUUUCAGUUUUGUGGGAACUAUCCCUUAAAUGCCAAAUGAUGAAACAGACCCCGUGCCGAGUCAAUUUCACAGUGUCAUCACUGGCUUCCACCGACAAUUUAGAUCUCUAAACUUAGACACAUAAAAUUACUGUUAAUGCUCAUUUUGCUUAUUACAACCAUCUCUUGUUUGUUCAGUUCUGCUCUCAGGGGAUCCAUUUAUUCUGAAUAAUACCGGGCGUAUUUGGAAAUGACCGGUUUAUCACCUCACCAUCUGUAAUGUCUCUGAAUUACAAUUCCGGUGCGUUUAGACCAAAGAACAAGCCAUGUGCAUCAAACGCUCCACCGUUCGCCAACAUGUCCUGAAACCAAAGUUCAGCGUUAUUGUUUUGAUAUUUAAAUGCUGCUUUGUUUUGUUUCGUUCAAUAGUUUUUCGUCAAGUGUAUUUUUUGUAUGUACCUGUACAUUCUGUAAAGCAUGUAUAAAGAAUAUUAUGUUUCCAAAAAUGCCAACAUUUAGCUGACAUUUAAACAAUAAAAUGAUCAUUUAGAUGUUAUUCAAAUAAACGAAGCUUGACUGUUUGUUAAGGGUUAAUAUUUUGGGUAUUUUUGCUACUGACACGAGUAAUACUUUAAAUCACAUGGCUGAGGUUGUGCCAUUACUUUUAUAAGCAAUCUGAAUUGUGAUUUUCAGCUGGCGGAGGAUAAACCAGACAAAAAUAUCCAAUAGACUUGCAUUAAAGAGGCCUUAUCUAGAAUAGAGGUUCGAAAAUUGGAUUUCGUGACUUCCUAGCAACCACAUAGCUUCUUGCAUUUUCUUCAGAAAGUGAAAAAAACAUGUAUGAUAUAGUAUUGAGUUGUGGGUAUUGUACUUGUAUUCUGCUAUUUGUUGUGUUUUAGAUGUAACCAUAAGUGUUGGCAGUUUUAUUAAAGUGCUGAUCAAUUAACGCGAUGCACAACUUCAAUCCAAGUUUUCAAAGAGCGCAGACACGUCGGGAUCACACUAAACAUUUGAAAUGACAAUUUUUAUUCCCUUCCUCCUCCGGUUUCAGUGUUGUCGUGUAGACGGUGAUUUGGCGUAUGACGUUGGAAUUUUUUUUAUUUUUAUUAAUGCCAUAUAGUGAAUACAAAGAGAAACAUUCACAUCAUAUCAAACAAAUAAUGUUAAAAAAUUAUAUUAAAAAAAUAAC
Molecule: messenger RNA, 7223 nt
Organism: Triplophysa rosa
Lineage: Eukaryota; Metazoa; Chordata; Actinopteri; Cypriniformes; Nemacheilidae
Gene: lrig2
Product: leucine-rich repeats and immunoglobulin-like domains 2
Exons: 18
Coding region: 426-3569 (1047 amino acids)
Molecular function (GO): protein binding
Source: RefSeq, a predicted model, not a curated record